Molecule: messenger RNA, 986 nt
Organism: Ailuropoda melanoleuca (giant panda)
Lineage: Eukaryota; Metazoa; Chordata; Mammalia; Carnivora; Ursidae
Exons: 3
Coding region: 1-816 (271 amino acids)
Source: RefSeq, a predicted model, not a curated record
AUGACCUAUAUGCCAAUGACUUCUUUAGACACAGAAGGCCAUCUUCAUAAAGAUGUCCUACAGGCUUCUCAUAUUCUACCCCAGAUUGAAUCACUAUACACAUGCUCAUGGCCAGAGCCAGGACAGUCCCUUCUUGCACUGGUCCUGCACAUUGCUGGUGGUCAUAUCCACAGCACAGCUGGCCACAUAGUCUCUGUGGCCUCUGGGAAGACACAGCCACACUGCGUCUGUGCAGGCUGGGGCUGUAGGCGGGCUAGAGGAUGGCCAAGCCCUCAGGUGGCGUCGGUGGUGGACAGCUUCAGGAAGCGCACCCGCCCUGCUCUGAGCCGCUCUCUGCAGCUCCAAGAUGUGGUUCACGUAGUUCCCGCCCACAGACGUAGUAUUCUUCCCCAACUCCUGGAAGCCGGACAGCUGUCUAUAGACUACCAGGUCUCUCGCCGGUUGCCACUGAAAUCUAGCGGAUUUUGCCAGACCGGGUCACGUGACGCCUACGCCUACGGCUCCCCGGAGAGGACGAAUUACCUUGGGACUUCUCGCGUGGCAUUCCGCGGGUGCCCUUCAUUGGCUGAAUUCAGUAAGAAGCCAGAGGGCAGGGAGCCUGUUAAUGCAACCCAUCCCUUGAUAGAAUCCAGCCAGUCUCCUGGGCCAUGGAGCAGGUGGAGAAUGGAUCUGAAAGGGCAGUGGAAUAUACCUGCCGACUCAGCUUCCUGGAGGUGCAGAGAAAAUUCUGUGUGUGUGUGUGUGUGUGUGAGAGAGAGAGAGAGAGGAGUAGAGGAAUGCUCACAGAAAUUAUUGAUUGUAAAGAAAUGUUACUGAUGGAACAGUUGUUUUACAUGUAAGUUAUACGUAGUAAGAAAGAAAAGUCUGAGGCCAUUAAAAAGGAUUGUAUAGCUGUGUGGGGACUAUAGCUUGUCCUUUGUAGUUCUUUUUCUCAUCACCAGUCCUGCUAGCUAGCACAGAAGAAAUAUUCAGUAUUUAUUAAUGUC